AUGGCGCUCAAUUGUUUCCUUGUGGUGGAGCUCCUGCUGUACGUGGUAUGUUUUUUCUGCGGAAUCGUUACUGCAGCAUCGGUAGCAAUAACUCAGGGGGAGUUUGCAGGGAAGUGCAUUCUGUACGGCACUGUCCAUUUGAACGGAACAAACCUUACUAUAGAAUAUCCCAGCUCCCAGUCCCUCUGCUACUUUGUGACGACCAUCUCCGUGUGCGUAGCUGUAUACUGCUUCUCCCUCGCUCUUUGCUGCUGCUACAUUGUUUGUGUCCCUGUUUCUCCCAGGGGACAAAUUUGGAUGUGCGUGACACUUCUGGUUUCUGGGGUCUUCUCAUUCUUCCUGUUGGUGACUGGGUGUGUCCUAAGGUUUGGUAGGAAUCGCCUCUGCGAGUCUAUAAUCAGCCUGCCAGGUAUAACCAGGUGUGAGGAGGCACAGGACAAGCCUUGGUCCGCCCCGUACGUAGGGACGCGAUUCUUCUCCAAUCUGCAUGGUGCAGAGACAUCAGUGUGGGUGAACUUCUUCUUCUGGCUCCUGAUCGUCACUACAGUGGUUAUCCAGAGGCGUCGGGGGUCAGAGUUCACGGCCAGGGGAGAGGACCCCAGCGCAAGCCCCUCUGAGACCGAACCCUUCUUCCCCGGCCGCACCAGGCCCCAAUGACCCGCCAUGGCCCCAUGUUCUCUGGCCUGACCCCACCUAUACACCCUGAA
Molecule: messenger RNA, 707 nt
Organism: Conger conger (European conger)
Lineage: Eukaryota; Metazoa; Chordata; Actinopteri; Anguilliformes; Congridae
Product: transmembrane protein 179B-like
Exons: 5
Coding region: 1-657 (218 amino acids)
Source: RefSeq, a predicted model, not a curated record